GCGGACGCGGGGGCGGCCGCCUGCCCCCCGAGGCUCGACUACGGCGCCGCCGCGGACACCGACGCCGCCGCCGCCAUCAUCUGCUCCAUGUACAUCGUCUUCGGCGUCGUCUACAGCCUGCUCGGUUACCGCUGCUUCAAGGCCGUCAUGUUCCUGACGGGCUUCAUCUUCGGCUCGGUGAUCGUGUACCUCAUCUGCCUGCAGGAGAAGCUGCUGCCGGCCUACGGGAACGCUGGCGUGGCGCUGGCGGCGGGCCUGCUGUUCGGGCUGGUGACGAUGCUGGUGCAGUACGUGGGCCUGUUCAUGACGGGCCUGCACACGGGCCUCUUCUGCGCCGUGGCGGGGCUCGCCGUCGCCGACCAGCUGCUGGGCUGGGCGCCGCCCUCCGCCUGGGCCGCCGCCGCCUCGCUCCUCAUCGCCGGGCUCGUCUUCGCCGUGCUCAACCUCUACUGCCAGAAAGGUCUGACGGUGCUGGGCACGAGCGUGUACGGCGGCGCGAUCCUGGCGGGCUCGCUGGACUACUGGCUGCAGCGGCUGGCGACCGCGCGCUGGCUGUGGGCGCGCGUGGCCGGCGCCGCCCCGCCCGUGCCGCCGCCAUGCUGGCUGGGCUGGCUCGUGCUGGCGCUCUGGCCCGCCGUCGCGCUCGUCGGCGUCGCCACGCAGUGCGCCGUCACCGGCCGCGGCCUGCACCACCGUACGCACCCAGCAUAUCUGAAACAGCAUCACCAUGCGGGAGGGCCAGGAAUGCGCAGUGGCGGUCCAGCAGGGCAAGUGCCCCGUACACGUGAGCAAAGGGCAGAAAUGAGGCAAAACAAGUAUCGGUACCUCUAUCAGGUACGGACAGCACAUGGCGAUGUCAUAUGCCAGAGUUAUGUUCAGGCCUUACAGCGCCGUGUCCUUGGUGACACCAGUUGUGGCACUUUACGUUCUGACAGCACAAGGCUCACCGUUCUGCCACCAGCAUCAUCAGCAGGGCAACCGCUCACUGAAUCAGAGGGUGAAGGAGACACAGAUGACCUACGUUGACUUUCUGAUUAUGUGACAGUUCAGAUAUUGCAUCUGAAAUUUGUGUUCUUUCUUUUAGAAUAUUAGGGCAGGAAGAGAUUUCCGACUGCUAAUUACCUGUAGAUUUCUGUUCAAGUGAAUAUAUUUUCACAUAUCAAUCACCUUAAA
Schistocerca cancellata (South American locust) is the source of this 1173-nucleotide messenger RNA. RefSeq names its product transmembrane protein 198. The transcript is spliced from 6 exons. NCBI's taxonomy places the organism in Eukaryota, Metazoa, Arthropoda, Insecta, Orthoptera, Acrididae. The coding region runs from base 88 to 1026 and encodes 312 amino acids. The record is from RefSeq and is a predicted model, not a curated record. Gene Ontology annotation, cellular component: plasma membrane.